GUGGCUAGGUUAGGUGUUGAAUUCCAGAUAUAUUGUAGUAUAGUUGGUCCAUUGUGCUGGCUUAAAUAGGUGAUAACUCGGAAGAAACAGUGUAUUGAACAUCCGUGGAGAAAGAUAACAUUUGGUAACACGUUCAAUUAGCGAGCUAAACAAAGUGAAGUGAAAUUACGUGUGCCGCGCGCUGAAAACGGAAGCAGUAAAAAGUGAAACUAUUAGCUGUGACGACUGGCAACCAGCAAAUGUAUAAGAGAAAAGGCGCACACAUAAUAAUAAAAGAAAAUAAAAAUUAAGGAAUUUUCGCAGUCAAAAUAUUAAUUGAUAAUAAAGGCAGUGGAAAGUGUGCAAGGAGUUUUUACCAAUCAAUUAAGACAAUAAUUCAAUAUCGCUGUGCGCUGCACGUUCGGUCGGUUUUUAACCAAAAUUUAACUUUUAAUUAUAUAAUUGAUUUUUUAUAUUUGUUUUACAAACAAUUAAAGCAAUAGUUUUUCACAAGGACUUACAACGAACUUGUUUAUUUGUAAAUUCAGAGCGACUUCUUGAAAUGACUUUUAAAUGCUGUGACUGAAAGUGCAGUUCUACAAUUUCUAUAAGACAAUCCACGGUACAAGACUUGGUGAAGUAUGAACUAAAAGGACUUCAGAGCACCUGCGGCAUAUUUAAGUGAAUUGGAAAAAAGAUCUUCGUUGACUGAAUCUUGCAACUAUAAAAUCAAACUAUUAACAAUAUUAAGCAGAUAUUGGCGAAAAGUGUGGCAGAACAUCACCUGCCUGUGAAAAACGAAUCGCAAAUACGCAGCCACUCGAAAUUGCACGCCAACAUCCAGCGCACUCACGCUCCACACCUCGCCCCUGCACACAUACAUACAUACGCACACAUGUGGAACGUUGCAACAGCUGCGCUAAUCCAUUAGAGGCAACGUAUGUGAUUGACUGACAACUAAAACUAAAAUAUUUAUUCAUCAAUUGCGAUAAUUUGUUGUUUUCAACAAUUUCCUACCGCGCCUCCGUAAACGCCGUUACAUAUACAUAUUUACCUUACCUGGCGCCUUGCUUUUAUUGGAAUUUACUGUUAUUGUUUUUACUGUCAGCGGCAUAUACAAUACGCAUUGUUGCAGCAAUAUUGUGAUUGCAAGUUACGACGGCAACAACAACAACAAGAGCAACGCGUCUCAACUUCAGGAAUUUCUAUUCAGAGUACACAUUUCGCACAUCGCCGCCAAAAUUGUGCUUAAACCGGAGAUUCGUCGCCAAAAUGAUAGGACGUCUAUUUCGUGCACACGGUGAAUUUUGUGCUUCCCAUCCGUGGGAGGUUAUUGUGGCGCUACUCACGCUGACGGCAUGCAUGCUGACAGUUGACAAGCAAGCCGGUGGUGGCGGCGUCGGCGCCGGCGUUGCCUCCAUGGCGGCGUCGUCGGCAACAUCCAGUCGACAUCGUCCCUGUCACGGUUGGAGUCAGUCGUGUGACGGUCUGGAAGCCGAGUACAAUGCCGCCGACGUGAUACUGAUGACGAUUGUACGCUGCACGGCAGUGCUUUAUUGCUACUACCAGUUUUGCAGCCUGCACAAGCUCGGUUCCAAGUACAUUCUAGGAAUUGCUGGACUAUUUACGAUCUUCUCUAGUUUUAUCUUUACGACGACAAUAAUAAAGUUCCUUGGCAGUGAUAUGUCCGAUUUAAAAGAUGCACUGUUUUUUAUGCUCCUGGUUAUUGAUCUCACAAAUUCUGGCACACUCGCGCAAUUGGCGCUCUUCGGCACGAAUCAGGCCGAAGUGACGAAUAACAUAGCGCGUGGCUUAGAAUUGCUGGGACCGGCCAUAACCUUAGAUACGAUUGUGGAGACGCUUGUAAUUGGUGUGGGAACGCUGUCGGGCGUGCAGCGUCUCGAGGUGCUGUGCACAUUCGCCGUUAUGUCGGUGAUAGUGAAUUAUGUGGUCUUUAUGACCUUCUAUCCAGCCUGUUUGUCGCUGAUACUCGACUUGUCACGCAACGGCAUGGACAUGUCGUUAGUGCGCGCUAAGGCCAAAGACUCCAUAUUGUUGAAGGCGCUGAACGACGAGGAGCAGAAGACGAAUCCGGUAGUGCAACGCGUGAAAAUCAUAAUGACCACCGGUCUGAUGGUUGUGCACAUCUACAGCCGCAUCGUCUUCUCGAACAGUGAAUACGAGACGGUGGAUAAGAAAUUGACGCCGCAAUUGAAUUUGAAUGCGAACAGCAGUCGCACGGAGUCGGGUGAAAUUACGGAUAUGAUCAUCAAAUGGCUUACUAUGAGCGCUGACCAGAUUGUCAUACUAAUCUUGCUCAUUGCUUUGGUGGUGAAGUUCAUCUUCUUCGAACAUCGACACGAGCUGCGCGAUCAACUGCGUCAGUCCACAGUCGCCCUUGCGGCGAAAACUUCCCAAACUCAAGCCUUGAACGAAGUCGAUGAGGCCGCCAUAGUUUCGCCGAUGCUUGCCACUGUCGACGACUCGAGUCAAACCGAAAUUGUUGGCUCGCUGCCCGAGCUCAUUGUUACGCCUCCCGGCGCCAACUUACGCAGCCAUCGCGCCCCACUAUUCACCAUCGAGGAGCAAAAUCUCGUUAAUGCAUAUACACAAACCGAUAGCAUAACCGAUGUAAACCAAUUGCUGCCACUGGUGAAGAGUCAGGUCGAGCCACGGCCGCCCCGCUCACUCCAAGAAUGCCUACAAAUUAUUCAAUCCACCGAAGAGGGCUGCAACGCUGCCAACCUCACCGAUGAAGAAAUCACUUUAGUCGUUAAUGGCGCCAGUCAAUACUGCCCCUUACACAAUAUCGAAUCUAUACUGGAUGACCCGGUACGUGGUGUGAACUUACGUAGGAAAAUAAUUUUUGAGCGUGCCAAAGUACCAGCGGAACGUAUGGAUUGCCUACCCUAUCUGCACUUCGAUUACCGCAAAGUGAUGAACGUCUGUUGUGAGAAUGUCAUUGGCUACGUGCCCAUACCGGUGGGCUAUGCCGGUCCACUAUUGCUAGAUGGCAACAAAUAUUUCGUGCCCAUGGCAACCACCGAAGGCGCACUGGUCGCUUCUACCAAUCGGGGCUGCAAAGCACUCUCGGUGCGCGGCGUCAUUUCGCAUGUGGAGGAUGUGGGCAUGACGCGUGCACCCUGCGUGCGCUUCGGCAGCAUUUCACGCGCUGUGGAGGCGAAAAAUUGGAUUUACAAUGAAAAGAACUAUAAAAAAAUCAAGAGCGAAUUCGAUUCAACAUCGCGUUUUGGUCGCCUGAAGGAAUGCCUGAUCGCCAUCGAUGGUCCACAGCUAUACAUUCGUUUUGUGGCGUUGACAGGCGAUGCCAUGGGCAUGAAUAUGGUGUCCAAAGGUGCUGAGAUGGCGCUGAGAUGCAUUAAAAAGGAGUUCCCCGACAUGCAAAUCAUAUCGCUGAGUGGCAAUUUCUGUUGCGACAAGAAACCGGCAGCAAUCAACUGGAUCAAGGGUCGCGGCAAAUGUGUGGUAACCGAGUGCAUCAUACCGGCUCAAACCCUGCGCACUGUACUGAAAACGGACGCCAAAACCUUGGUGGAGUGCAACAAAUUGAAGAACAUGUCCGGCAGCGCUAUGGCGGGCAGUAUAGGUGGAAACAACGCACACGCAGCCAACAUGGUGACGGCCGUUUUCCUAGCCACCGGUCAAGACCCCGCACAAAAUGUGACAUCUAGCAAUUGCUCCACCGGCAUGGAAUGCUGGGGCCCGAACAAUGACGAUUUAUACAUGACCUGCACGAUGCCUUCAUUGGAGGUGGGCACCGUUGGCGGCGGCACCGGCCUGCCCGGUCAGGGCGCAUGCCUGGACAUGUUGGGCGUGCGAGGCGCUAAUCACGCGCAUCCCGGCGAAAAUGCCAAGAAACUGGCACAAAUUGUGUGCGCCACAGUGAUGGCGGGUGAAAUAAGUCUGAUGGCGGCGCUGGUCAAUAGUGACCUAGUUAAGAGUCACAUGCGUCACAAUAGGUCUUCCGUGGCUAUCGCAGCAGGCAGCAAAGGAAGCGCGCUAAAUGUAACGGUUUCGAGUUGCAGCAGCAUCAGCUAAGGCCCCGCGCAUAAAUCCCACUUGUUAACCCAACAGUUGUUAUUCAAAUCACAUUAUUGUGCAAACAUCAGUGGUACGCACAAAACUCGUUGAAAAGCACAACGGCAGCGCUGACUGUGGUCAUCUGAAGAGCGAUUGCGAAGUGCGAUUGUGCAACAAAAACAAAAAAACCAUUCUCCACUAUCGCUUGAACAAUGUAUCUACGAAACUAUAUAGAGGUGUUGAGCGCUGGCUGCUGUAACAUAGGAAAGCAAACUCUCUAACGCAUUUACAACCUUCACACAUACAGACAUACAUAUAUGGGAGCAGGCAUUAAAGUAAGAAUCACGUGCAGCAAAAAAAUUGAUAAAUGUUUGCAAGUAAUGCUUUAACGCGUGUAGUAUGCAAAUUACUACAUAUUUACAUAUAUAUGUAUAUAAUAUAUGUACUUUAUGAAAAACCGAAAACAGAUCAUUUAUAUCACUAAGAAAAUCCAAACCUAGUAGUUUGUUAAAUUUGCAACGACAAUUGAAUAUAUACAUAUAUGGCAUAUAAAUAAAUUAUAUAAUUAGAUAGCAGUAAAGUGCAAAGAUCUGCACCGAUUAGCUCAUACAAAGUUCACGAAGUACCAAACGGCUGAAUGCAUUGGCAAAAAAGUAAACAAAAACAGAAUGCAUAGAGUUUUACUAGCUAGACGCAUUUAAAAACUUCAACAAAGCUAACCUGUCAACUAAAUGUAACGCUCCAUGAAACACACGUAUAUUCGACCCCACACUGGCAACAUCGGAGCCCUACAUCUUGUUUGCCUUUGGAGUCUUGAGUUCAUAAAACAGGUGCAUGGGCCAGUCGGCGCUGUUCUAAUUCACACACACACACAUAUACAAACAAAACAUACCCACAUACAUACAUAUGACUAUUUAUUGUAAGCGCAUACACAUGUACCCGCCAUUUGUAUCCGAAUACCUGUUCCUUUCCAGCGGAAGCCUUGCAUACGUUUUGCGAUCGUUUAUGCUCGUUGCAAUUGACCAUUAUGCUUUCUAAUUUAUUAAUAUUGCGAAAAUCGUUUCAAGUUAUUUUUAUUUUAUGUUCAAAAUAGAGGUUUUUUUCCUUAUUUUUGGUUUUAUUUAAUUUAAGCAUUCAAACAUAUACAAAAAAAUAAAUAAAUUGUAGAAAGUAUUUUAAGUCAUAUUAAUUAUUUCUUGUAAGGUUGUAAAAUCAAAUGAUUUAACUUAUUAAUAUACAAAUUAUGUAAGAUGUUUAGGAAUAUCAUGUAAAAAGCGUGUAACUUCUUAUAGCAAAUAAUUGUCGAUAAAUUAAAAUGUGUCAAUUCGAAGGAAAUAAAUAUGUAUAUAUAUAAUUUUUUUUUGCUUAUCGAGCCAAGGAAAUUGCAUGCCCUUAAUUAUACAUCUAUAAUGUUCGCUUGUGCAAUAAAUAUACCCUCUUUGACACCCAGUGUGGUGAAAAAUUUUAAACUUCAAGUAGUGAUGUUAUAUUGUAUGCAGCAUUUGUUUAGUGCAUAUACAUACAUACUAUACAUAUAAAAAUGAGUAGUGUAGACGACUAGAAGAGUUGACGAAAAUAAGAAGAAAAUCAAUAGAUUGUAAUAGAAUACAUAUUUUUACUAUUAAAAAAAUAACAAAAUGCA
This is a messenger RNA of Bactrocera neohumeralis, 5662 nucleotides long. RefSeq names its product 3-hydroxy-3-methylglutaryl-coenzyme A reductase (gene Hmgcr). The record is from RefSeq and is a predicted model, not a curated record. The transcript has 7 exons. Bases 1252 to 4038 code for a protein of 928 amino acids. Gene Ontology annotation, molecular function: NADP binding; protein binding; hydroxymethylglutaryl-CoA reductase (NADPH) activity. Lineage: Eukaryota; Metazoa; Arthropoda; Insecta; Diptera; Tephritidae. Gene Ontology annotation, biological process: coenzyme A metabolic process; sterol biosynthetic process; isoprenoid biosynthetic process. Gene Ontology annotation, cellular component: endoplasmic reticulum membrane; peroxisomal membrane.